Lampris incognitus (smalleye Pacific opah) is the source of this 3219-nucleotide messenger RNA. RefSeq names its product alpha-L-fucosidase 2 (gene fuca2). The record is from RefSeq and is a predicted model, not a curated record. Bases 143 to 1507 code for a protein of 454 amino acids. NCBI's taxonomy places the organism in Eukaryota, Metazoa, Chordata, Actinopteri, Lampriformes, Lampridae. Gene Ontology annotation, cellular component: lysosome. Gene Ontology annotation, molecular function: alpha-L-fucosidase activity. Gene Ontology annotation, biological process: fucose metabolic process; glycoside catabolic process. The transcript has 8 exons.
CUUGCUUUUCAUAGAGGAAAUGAACUUGCAGCCAGCAGCAGCAACAGAGGAUGUCAAUGUAGUUGAGGAAAUUCUUCAAUAAGGUACAGAAGGGCGCCUGCAACUUCCGUUUUGUCCCCGCGUCUGCUGGAGUCGGUGGGAAAUGGAAACCGCCGUGUUUGGUGUGUUUGUGUGGAUGGUGAUGAUCAGCCUCUGCAGAGGUGAAUACAAACCCACCUGGGAGUCCUUAGACUCCAGACCACUACCGGAGUGGUAUGACCAGGCCAAGUUUGGCAUCUUCAUACACUGGGGGGUGUUCUCCGUGCCGAGCUUUGGCAGCGAGUGGUUUUGGUGGUACUGGAAGAAGCAGAAACUAAAGCCCUACGUUGACUUCAUGCAGACAAACUACCCUCCAGACUUCAAGUAUCAAGACUUUGCACCUCAAUUCACCGCCGAGUUCUUCGAUGCAAAGGAAUGGACUGAUAUAUUUGCUGCAUCAGGAGCAAAGUAUGUUGUCUUGACUACGAAGCACCAUGAAGGUUUCACACUAUGGGGCUCCAAACACUCUUGGAACUGGAACGCAGUGGAUGUCGGACCUAAGAGGGACCUGGUAGCAGAGGUUGCGAGUUCCCUCCGCGCUCACAGUGACUUGCGCCUGGGGCUGUACCACUCUCUCUUCGAGUGGUUUAACCCCCUCUUCGAAGAGGACGCUGCCAAUGUCUUCACAACCAACUACUUUCCCACCACAAAAACUCUGCCAGAACUCUAUGAGAUUGUGACCCAGUUUAAGCCAGAUGUGCUGUGGUCCGAUGGCGAUGGAGACGCCCCCGAUAGCUACUGGAACAGCACCGGCUUCUUAGCCUGGCUAUAUAAUGACAGCCCAGUGCGAGAGACCGUGGUGACAAACGAUCGAUGGGGAAACGGCUCUAUCUGCAGGCACGGAGGAUAUUACACCUGUGCUGACCGCUACCAGCCCGGACAUCUGCUGAACCACAAAUGGGAGAACUGCAUGACCAUCGACAGCAGGUCCUGGGGCUACAGACGCAAUGCCCCGCUCAAAGAUUACCUCCCCAUCGAGCAGCUUGUGGCAACUCUGGUCGAGACCGUUUCCUGCGGCGGGAACCUGCUGAUGAAUGUCGGUCCCACGCACGACGGACGGAUCGGCCCAAUCUUCGAGGAACGUCUGAGGCAGAUGGGCAUGUGGCUGGGGGUCAACGGAGAGGCCAUCUACAACACCACGGCAUGGAGGGCUCAGAAAGACAGCGCCACCCCAAACGUCUGGUACACCUACAGACCACAGGAAAAGGCCAUUUUUGCCAUUUUACUCGAGUGGCCCUACAAUGGAAGUGUUACUCUGCACGAACCUUUUGCUACGACAGGAAAGACUAAGGUGGUCCUUGUGGGUCAUGGGUCUGUGAAUUGGGAGUCCAUGAAGCCCAGUGGACUGAAGGUUCUCCUGCCUCAGCUGUCCUUCAGCCAGAUGCCUUGCCAAUGGGCCUGGGUGCUGAAGCUGACAGGUGCUGGUUAAAAGGAAACCAGAUCACGGUGUGUGCUGAUAAAACAACUGGCGGCUUGGACGGACUAUGGCUCACUAUUUAAUUACCGAACAGCCCCUAAAAAACGAAUUGGAUAACUUGUAUGCAGACAUCUCGAAGCAUUUUGUAAAAAGAAGCCUGUUCACUUAUGUCUCAUUUCCAAAAUCUGAUCUGAGGAGAUGGUUCAAAAUUAAAACCCCAAUGGAUUUUAUUCUACUCUAUGUAGCUGAAAAGUUGAAAUACAUGUGAGUUUAAAGGAUGGGCUCAUUGAAAUGGUCAUGCUGUGAAUAGAUUGGGAAGUGGAAGAUUUAACCAUACGGUGCCAUGAUAACAAAUCUCUAAAUGCCAAUAAGACAAAAGAAUUGUUGGCUUUAGAAAAGCCUUGUAAUAAUAAUAAAACAAAAAAAGGUCAGAGAAAAUCAUAUUCCUAUUUCCAUUAAUGGGUCAUCUGUUGAAAUUGUGGACAGUUUUAGAUUUCUCAGUUUACACAUCACAGACAUCCUCACAUGGUCUCUCAACACCAACUGCAUCCUCAAGAAGGCACAGCAAGCAAGCAACAGACCAAACUUAAAACAAAACAGAAGGCAGGGGUGGGGAUCUAGGCUUGCCUGAAAAGAUAGGUUUUGUGAAGCCGCUUAAAACGGUCCAAAGAGUCGGCGAAUCUAAUGGAUUGGGGAAGAUUAUUCCAGACGCUUGGGGGUAAAACUCCAAAGGCGCGGCCACCUUUUGUUUUGCAGUUGGAGUGAGCGGUAGAUAAAGUAUUCUGAUUCUGAUUAAAAGACCGGGGUUUGAGGAUUGGAGUGGUCGGGAAGUGGAAUGAGGAGUGAGAAGGUCAGAAAUAUAACUGGGGGCAAGAUCAUGCAGUGCUUCGAUUGUAAUCAAUAAGAUCUUAUAAAUUGUUCUGAAUUUUACGGGAAGCCAAUGGAGGGCUGUAACAAUAGGGGUAAUAUGGGACCUAUGGCUAGGUCUAGUUAGUAGUCUAGCAGCUGCAUUCUGAACCAAUUAGAUGAUGUAAAGUAGUUUGGUUGAGGCCAGAGGGAGUUCCAGUAAUCUAGACAGGAGAAAAAGAAAGUGUGACUUAAUGUUUCGAUAUCCUUAAAAUUUUUGCAAUAUUUCUUAGCUGAAGAAAACAGGAUUGGACAAGCUUAGUAACAUGGUGGUCGAAAGACAUAUUCUGGUCAAAGAUGAUACCAAGAUUGUUAGCGGUGGGUUUGAUUUUUGAAUGAAGUGGACCAAUAAACUGAUCAACUGCAAUGGCAAAGUUGUCAGGACCAAUAAAGAGAACUUCAGUUUUGUCAGGGUUUAGAUGGAGGAAAUUAAGGGACAUCCAGUCUUUGGUGGCAGCUAAGCAGUCAUGGAGGGAGGACAGUUGAUUCAGGUUAUUGGGUUUGGCAGAGAAACAGAUCAGUGGUAUAACAGUGGUAUAACAUGUCUUGAAAGUGACUAAACAAAUGACCCAGAGGAAGCAUGUAUAAAGAGAUAAGGAUUGGCCCAAGGACAGAACCCUGAGGGACUCCGCACAGUAGGGGAGCUGAUGAGGAUACAAGAUUGUUAAUAUAAACAUUAAAUAAAAUAUCUGUUGGUCAAAUAAGAGGGAAACCAAUUUAACGCUGUACCAGAAAUACCAGCAGGGACUGUAUUUUCUGAAGCGUCUCAAGAAUUUUGGCACUCAUACCAAAACUCUUCUGAACUCUUAUCUCAGUGC